Rhineura floridana is the source of this 5384-nucleotide messenger RNA. RefSeq names its product TEK receptor tyrosine kinase (gene TEK). The transcript has 23 exons. Gene Ontology annotation, molecular function: protein binding; transmembrane receptor protein tyrosine kinase activity; ATP binding. Gene Ontology annotation, biological process: positive regulation of MAPK cascade; angiogenesis; cell surface receptor protein tyrosine kinase signaling pathway. The record is from RefSeq and is a predicted model, not a curated record. Gene Ontology annotation, cellular component: plasma membrane; signaling receptor complex. NCBI's taxonomy places the organism in Eukaryota, Metazoa, Chordata, Lepidosauria, Squamata, Rhineuridae. Bases 265 to 3702 code for a protein of 1145 amino acids.
UGGAGCUCAUAGAGAGCCUCUCAAUUCCUGCCGAUACAGAAUGCCUUUAAGAUCCUGCCUUUUCCCAUCCUAAUCUACAGAGGAAACAGGAAAAAGGAACUUAAAACUCCCUUUGCUCACUCAGACAGCCACAAAGUUUGUUCUAGCCCACUCCAGCCUUACAAUUAGCUUGUCUUUCUCUGGGUGAGCAAGCAUUGCUCUACAAUGCAAGCAAAGAGCAACGACUAAGGGUUCCCCUACCACAGAAAGGACGUCUAUUAUUCUAUGAACUGCAGUGUGAACUGGAUGGAUAUACUUGGCAAAGCAGGGACCUUUUUAGCACUUCUGGUUUUCUGUGGAUUUAGCUUCAUGCUUCCAGGUAAUGUGGAAGCAGCAUUUGACUUGAUACUGAUCAAUUCACUUCCCACUGUGGCUGAUUCGGAGACAUCACUGAUCUGCAUCACAUCUAGAUGGCGUUCUCGAGACUCUGUCACCAUUGGGAGAGACUAUGAGGCCUUGAUGAGUCAGCAUCGAUACCCUCUGGCAGUGGCUGAAGACGAGACAAGAGGUGCAGCAAAGAAGGUGGUAUGGCCAAGGGAAAAGUCUGGUGAGAGCAUUGGAGCCUAUUACUGUGAAGGAAAAUUCAAAGAUAAAGUGAUGAGGGUACAUACGAUGAAGAUGCAACAAACAGCUACCUUUCUUCCUGUGACCUUAACUAUUACCGCAAACCAUGGAGAACUUGUCAACAUUCCCUUCAUCAGAAAGGUUGUUAAGGAAGAAGAUGCAGUUAUCUACAAAAAUGGUACUUUCAUAUAUUCUGUCCUCAGGCAGGAAGUUCCAGAAGUGCUCUUAGUUCCCCUUCCCAUGGUCCAGAGCCACGAUUCAGCUGUGUACUCUGCCAGAUAUAUCGGAGGAAGCCACUUCACCUCAGCCUAUACUAGGCUGAUAGUACGAAGGUGUGCAUCUCAGAAAUGGGGACCUGACUGUAGCUCUCACUGUCCAGAGUGCAAAAACAAUGGCAUCUGUCAUGAAGAUACUGGGGAGUGCAUUUGUCCACCUGGCUUUAUGGGGAAAACUUGUGAAAAGGCUUGUGGAGAAAGCAAAUUUGGCAGGGCUUGCCAAGAGAGCUGUAAGGAAAAUUCAAGCUGCAAAUAUUUUAUGUUUUGCCUGCCCGACCCCUACGGUUGUUCAUGUGCCUCAGGAUGGAACGGACUCCAGUGUGAUGAAGGUUGUACGCCUGGUUUUUAUGGGCCCAAUUGCAAACUGAAGUGUAAUGGCUGCAGUAACCGGGGAAUGUGUAACAGCUUUAAAGGCUGCAUCUGCCACUCUGGUUGGCAUGGUCUGGAAUGUGAAAAAGAAGGUGCAGCAGAUGAAUCACCCCAGAUAAAAAACGUCCCUGAUGCAAUAGAACUCAAUUCUGGUUCAGAGUUUAAAUCUAGUUGCAUAGCUACUGGCAAACCACUUCCUACAAAAGAAGAAAUUAAACUGAUAAAAAAAGAUGGGACAGUCCUUAAGCCUAACAGCGUGGUAAUCAAUCAGUCAGAAGCUGCAGAAGCUACAUUUCACAUUGAAAAAGUCCAGCCUUCUGAUUCUGGAAUGUGGGUCUACAUUGUUGAGACAGUAGCAGGCAUGGUAGAAGAGCCUUUCCAAGUCACAGUUAAAGUUCUUCCUGCACCUCUAAAAGCUCCAACGCUAGUAGAGGGAGGACAUAAUUUUCUCAUUAUUGAUACAAAUGCUGAUUCGUAUACUGGGGAUGGGCCGAUUGUAUCAACCAAGCUUCUCUACAAACAUGCCAAAUUGCAGUGGAAGUCACUGGAAGUAACUGGAAGGAUCUGGAAUUUAAGCAAUCUGGAACCAAAAACGGAAUAUUCUUUCUGUGUCCGGCUGUCUCGCAGAGGAGAGGGGGGAGUAGGACAUCCGGGACCCUCGGCCAGCUUCACUACAGCUGCUGUUGGCCUCCCUCCACCAAGAGGCCUCACCCUUGUUCCUAAAAGCGCAACAGCUCUGAACUUGUCAUGGCAGCCACUGGGCCAGGACUUGGAAGAUGACAUCCACAUUGAAGUAGAAAGGAAGAGUGCAGAUGAUAAGAAUGGAGAGGUUACCACUGUCAUUCAGCUGCCAGGAAAUGAGUCAACUCUGGUCAUUGAUAAUUUAGAGCCCAGACAUCAGUACAAGUGCCGAGUCCGUGUGAAUAGCAAGUCUGAAGGAGAAUGGAGUGACUAUCUGUACGCAUGGACCUUCAGUGAUCAACUUCCUCCUGCACCUGAUAACUUCACGAUUAUAAACAUUACCGACUCUUCUGCUAUCAUCUCUUGGUCAACUGCUGUAGGACAUUCCAUCUCCUCCAUCAUCCUCAGCUAUAAAACUCAUGGCAAGACGGAGCACAACCAUAUUGAUGUCACCAUAAAAAACACCACCAUUACCCAGUACCAUCUCAAGGGUCUUGAGCCAAACACUGAAUAUCUGGUUCAGAUAAGAGCCCAGAACAAUAUGGGAUCAAGCAAUAUCAUUUCAAAUACAUUGAAAACCCUCCCAGAAACCAAAGUUCCCACAGUUCCGUUCGAGGCAAAGGGAGGGAGAAUGUUGCUGAUUGCUAUCCUUGGCUCAGCAGGGAUGACUUGCCUGACAAUACUACUGGCCUUUUUUAUUAUGCUGCAGUUGAAGCGUGCAAAUUUCCAGCGACGAAUGGCCCAAGCCUUCCAAAAUGUGGUGAGAGAUGAGCCAGCUGUACAGUUCAAUUCAGGAACUCUUACCCUGAGCCGGAAAGCUAAGAAUAGUCCAGAAUCCACCAUCUACCCAGUUCUGGAGUGGAAUGACAUCAAGUUUCAGGAUGUUAUUGGAGAAGGCAACUUCGGCCAAGUUCUUAAAGCACGCAUUAAGAAGGAUGGGUUGCGAAUGGAUGCAGCCAUUAAAAGGAUGAAAGAAUAUGCAUCCAAGGAUGAUCAUAGAGAUUUUGCUGGAGAACUGGAAGUACUUUGUAAACUUGGGCACCAUCCAAACAUCAUAAACCUUUUGGGAGCAUGUGAACACAGAGGUUACCUCUACCUCGCUAUUGAAUAUGCUCCUCAUGGUAACUUGCUGGACUUUUUGCGGAAGAGCCGGGUCCUUGAGACUGACCCUGCGUUUGCCAUUGCCAACAGUACGGCCUCCACACUCUCCUCCCAGCAGCUACUGCACUUUGCAGCUGAUGUGGCUAGAGGAAUGGACUACCUGAGCCAAAAACAGUUUAUCCACCGGGACCUGGCGGCAAGAAACAUCUUGGUUGGAGAAAACUAUGUUGCAAAAAUAGCAGAUUUUGGAUUGUCUAGAGGCCAAGAGGUUUAUGUUAAAAAGACAAUGGGAAGGCUUCCAGUGCGAUGGAUGGCAAUAGAGUCCCUAAACUACAGCGUGUAUACAACCAACAGUGACGUGUGGUCAUAUGGUGUGCUAUUAUGGGAAAUAGUUAGUUUAGGUGGAACACCAUACUGUGGGAUGACUUGUGCAGAACUGUAUGAGAAAUUGCCCCAAGGGUACAGACUGGAGAAGCCUCUCAAUUGUGAUGAUGAGGUUUAUGACCUCAUGAGACAAUGCUGGAGAGAAAAACCUUAUGAGAGGCCAUCAUUUGCCCAAAUACUCGUAUCAUUGAACAGGAUGUUGGAAGAAAGAAAGACUUAUGUGAAUACAACCCUCUAUGAGAAGUUUACCUAUGCAGGCAUUGACUGUUCUGCUGAAGAAGCUGCUUAAGAUGGAAGAUCUUCAGUUAUUUAUCAAUUUAAGCAACCUUGGGGCGGGGGGACACAAAAUGUGUUGUGAUGUAUAAAACUGCGUAUAGCUUUCUGUGCAAUACCUGUUUAGCUAAACACAUACCUUAUGAGUGAGUUCUGCAUCAGUACGUUGCAGAAAUAUGUACGUGUGUGUGUACAUAUAUGUGUGUGUUUAUGUGUAUUGUGGGUGCGUGCACAAUAUCUAUCUAUAUAUAUAAAUUUCUCCAUCUGCCUAUGCACACUCACAGACAUACACUACUUGGAAUGAGAAAAAUGGCUGAGAUAAAUACAUUUUACAUUUCAUAGACAACUGUGUGUUAUUUUUUCUAUGAAGUUGGGAUUUAUUGUAAGCAAUGUAGACAUACUUCUGCUACACUGGACAUCUACCCUGUUCCAGAUCAAUCCUGUGAGCCACUGCAGAGGUAAAGCAAAAGGCAGAAAAGAUGUGGCCCAAGAGACGUUGGGCUAGAGCAGAAAAUCCAGCCGCUGCCUCUCUUGAUGAUAAAAAAAUAUAAACAUAGGCUGCAAUCCCAUACUCACUCGGGAGUAAGCCCUAUUGAACUCAGUGGGGCUUAUUUCUAGGUAGAAUUGGGGAGGGUGUCAUGGAAAUGUGCAAAUACUGCCUCAUACUGAGUCAGACCAUCAAUUUGCCUAGUUCAGUAUAGUCUAUGCUGACAGGCAGUAGUUCCUCAGGAUUUGAGACAGGAGUCUUUCAGAGCCCUACCUGGAAAUAGUGGAGACUGAACAUGUGGCCUUCUACGUACAAAGCAUCUCCCCUACCACUGAGUGACACCGCUUUGGGAGUGAGGGAAGAGUAAGCAUUGUUUCAGGGGGAAGGUAAGGUUCUGCUUUUCAGCCUUAUCAAGUGUAGCAAAGAAACACCUUAUUAUACCUUCCCUUGUCAAUCGUGAUGGUGAGGAAUGAUGUACCAGUUGUACCUGGUCAGCAGAAAGGACACGAAAGAUUGGGUAGGGGGCGAGUUUUCAUAGGAAGCUGCCUUCUACAGAAUCAGACCAUCAAUUUAUCUAGCCCAGUAUUGGCCAUAGUGGCUGGCAACUGUUCUCCUGGGUUUUAGGGAGGAGUCUUCCCAGCCCUACCUGGACAUGCCAGGGAUGUCACCUUCUCAGAAACAAUAUCACCACGCAAAACUAUUCUGUGGAGGAGUCUGCCUAUUCUGGGAUUUCUUGUUUUUUGGACUCUUUGAUGGACAGAGCCACACCACCUCCAGUAUGCCCUCCCCUCUCCUCCCUAUAGAGUUUGUAUCCAGAGAUAAGCAUGUCUCACUGGUUCUCAAAGACAGAUAAGGACAACAAAUGUAAAUAAAUCUUACUUAACAAACUAAGCAAAAAAUGAAGAGGAUAAGAAAGUAUGAGAUUGCCUAAGUAACUAAGACUAAGACACGCUCAAGAAGCUUUUUUUAAAAUAAGGAUCAAACUGGGAUAGAUUGGGAAAGGAUGGGAAAUGAACAGGUAUGGGCCUGGGUAGGGUAUUUGGAAGAAAACAGAACACAAGCUGAACAAAUGCCACUAAACCCUUUCCAAGAGACAGAACUUACAAAAGAGUGGAGAUAGUGUAAGCUUGCUGCAUUUUAAGACUUCACCAUCCCUUCUCCCAACCUACUAUUGAAGGAUGUCCAGCUCCCUUCCUUCCUUCCUCUUUACC